AUGUACGACGCCGAGGACCACAUCACCCACUUCACGCCGCCGCUGGAGCGCGGCGUCGCCUGGCGCAACGCCGACGUGACCAUCCUCCUCUGGAUCUAUGGCACCGUCGCCGAUGAGCUGUAUGAGGUGAUCCGGGGCGCCGACAACACCGCCUGGAGCAAGCUGGACUCGUUCUUCCUCGACAACCAAGCUGGUCGCGCCGUUCAUCUCGGCGCGGAGUUCCGCAACCUGCAGCAAGGCGACAUGCGCAUGGCGGAGUACUGCCGGCGCCUCAAAGCGCUGGCGAACGCGCUUGCCGACGUCGACGAGGAGGUCACCGAUCGCGCCCUGACACUGCAACUGCUUCGUGGGCUCUCCCGCAGGUAUCAGAUCAUUGCCACCGUCCUGCCCAUGCAAAACCCGUUCCCCACUUUCGUCCAGGCCCGGUUUCGGCUCCUUCUCGAGGAGAUCUCCCUCGACGCCCGCGAUCGCUCUGAGGGCACGACAGCCCUCGCCAUCGGGAUCGGCAACAACUCGGGCAAUGGGUCCGGCGGAUCCAGCUCCGGCGGCCUCUCCUCCGCGCCCUCCGGCGACCGCGGCAAGGCACCGGCGGAGCGCGGCCAGGGGCGUGGCGCCUUCCAGAACGGCAACCAGGGCGGACGUGGACAGGCUCAUCUCAUGCCGGGGGGCCAGACCCCCUGGAUGGGAUAUUUUGCACCGUGGGGUGCGCCCUUUCCUCCGCAGGGGCGUGCUCCGUGGGUGCCUCCCAACCCCGCCGGCGUGCUCGGGCCUCGCCCCGGCAACCCUGCUCAUGCCUACCCCAUGACCUACCACGGCGCGACUUCUUCAUCGACUCAUCCUCCGCCGCCGCAGCCGUCGUGGGAUCAGGCCGGCUUGAUCGCCGCCAUGCACAACCUGUCCAUGCAGCAGCAGCAGCCCGGGGGGCAGGGCGACUGGUACCUCAACUCUGGCGCUUCCGCACACGUGACUGGGAACCCAGGAUCUGGCCACCCGGACCCCUCUCAUGAGCUGCAGUAG
Molecule: messenger RNA, 1017 nt
Organism: Aegilops tauschii subsp. strangulata
Lineage: Eukaryota; Viridiplantae; Streptophyta; Magnoliopsida; Poales; Poaceae
Source: RefSeq, a predicted model, not a curated record